Capsella rubella is the source of this 1132-nucleotide messenger RNA. RefSeq names its product dnaJ homolog subfamily B member 1. The coding region runs from base 1 to 984 and encodes 327 amino acids. Gene Ontology annotation, cellular component: cytosol. The record is from RefSeq and is a predicted model, not a curated record. The transcript is spliced from 2 exons. Gene Ontology annotation, molecular function: protein-folding chaperone binding. Lineage: Eukaryota; Viridiplantae; Streptophyta; Magnoliopsida; Brassicales; Brassicaceae.
AUGGGGGUUGAUUACUACAACGUACUCGACGUGAAUCCAAGUGCAAGUGAAGACGAUCUAAAGAAAUCGUACAGAAGACUUGCAAUGAAAUGGCACCCUGACAAGAACCCAACUUCAAACAAGAAAGAAGCUGAAGCUAAGUUCAAACAAAUCUCUGAAGCUUACGAUGUUUUAAGUGAUCCUAACAAACGUCAGAUUUAUGAUCAAUACGGUGAAGACGGACUUAAGUCUUCCGAUGUACCUACCGCGGAAACGGCGUCGUCUCAGCAACGAAACUACUCUUCCGCUGGAUUCAGGUAUUAUCCACGUGAUGCUGAAGAUAUUUUCGCUGAGUUUUUUGGUGCAUCUGAAAAUGUCUUCGGCGGUGGGAGGUAUAGAAGUGCGGACGCGGGAGGUCAGACGAAUAGGAAAACUCCGGUGAAUAGGAAAGCUCCGGCGAUUGAGAGUAAACUUGCUUGUACUCUUGAAGAAUUGUAUAAAGGUGGGAGAAGGAAGAUGAAAAUUUCCCGCGUUGUUCCUGAUGGUUUUGGAAAGUCAAAGCCAGUGGAAGAGAUCUUGAAGAUAGAUAUAACACCAGGAUGGAAGAAAGGAACAAAGAUAACAUUCCCUGAGAAAGGAAACCAAGAACCCGGUGUUACACCCGCGGAUCUCAUCUUUGUUAUCGAUGAGAAACCACAUUCAGUUUACAAAAGAGACGGUAAUGAUCUGAUUGUAGACAAGAAAGUUUCACUUUUGGAGGCUUUGACAGGGCUCACUCUUAGCUUAACAACACUAGAUGGGAGGAAUCUGACUAUCCCGGUUUUGGAUAUCGUGAAACCGGGUCAGGAGAUAGUGAUUCCUAAUGAAGGAAUGCCCAUCUCUAAAGAACAUUCCAAGAGAGGAGAUUUAAUAAUCAACUUUGAGAUUUGUUUCCCCUCAAGGCUAACUUUGGAACAGAAGACAGAUCUCAAGAGAGUCCUUGGUGGAACCGGUACUAACAACUAGUUUCAAGUAAGCUCUUGAAUUCUAAUGUCAAUUCAGCGUACAUAUACAGAUUGAUCCUUUUUCGGGUUUUGAUAUCAUCUCUUUAUGGCGAAAUACUAAACAGGAUUGAUCGUUUUUGGUUGGAAAAUUUCUCCUUAAUGUAAUCUAU